GCUCCCCCUGCCCUUUGCGUACCCUGAGGAAUUCCCACUCUCCUGGAGGCAUCUGAUCACGGGUUAUUGUCAGUGCCGAUCAUUUUGAACGUCCGGGAAACCUCAUCGAGCGCAUACAUUCGCUGGCCAGCAGCGCGCAAGUCUUGGCCCCAGAUGGGCGACACGCGCUCCUCAACGCGUCCGAACGACUCGACAAGCAUGAGUCCAUGGUACGCCACAAGCAGUAGCGGCCCUGUCGUCGACAUGCGAUCCAAGGGCCACAGCGUCCAUAUGAAUAGUGGCACCAGCAACGGACACAACCCGUCUCAUGCAUCCUCGUCGUCCGCGCGAAUAACAAAAGCGGAGAAGCUAAAGGCCAAGAGCCUCGAUAACGAUAACGAUGACGACGAUGACGAAACUGACUUUUUCGACCGAAGACGCAAAAAGAGUCAGCCCGGACCACUUAUCAUCGACGAAGAUGACAUCCAGAAGGCUUCCCGGAUUGAAGAAGCACACAUUGAAAGCGAUGCAGAGAGCAUAGCAUCAUCCAUUUCGUACGAUUCGGACGGCAACGAGCGCAGGCGGAGGAAGCGCAAGCGGAAAAAUGGUAUACAGGACCGGCGCAUCAAUGGAAUGCCCAACUGGAUGUUCAAUCCUGUGGAAAGUGAUGAGGACGUUGGCAAAGACGACAGCGACCUCGAUGGAGUCAUCCAAGUUAUCGACAGCGAUGAGGAAUAUGAGACGACCGAAGCCAAUCGUCGCAAGAGGCUAGAGCGCAGCCCAGAGCUCACACCUCCACCGGAGAUAUCCGAGAUCACGCGAAACAAGACCCGGUCCAUUGUCCAAGCGCAGUUCAAAAAUCUCACCUCACGUGCAAAGCCAGACGGUGACUCUCCCGCGCCACUACCCUCUACAGCCCUGCCGCGCCGGGAUGACCUCUUGACUCUCGAUCCGGACCUGGCAAAGCUCUACCGCGGAGCCGACGCCAAAGAGGUGCGCGCCAGAGCCUUGGCAGCGGAAGCGGCGCGUCAGAAUGCUCAGGCCAAACUCAAUCAGAUGGAAGCGGAUCAGGAGAAUGCGGUCCGUAAGGCCAAAGCACCCCCUUCCAAAAAGGGAAGUAAUGAUGGUGAGGAGUAUGCAAAUGACGACACCGAAGUCAUCGACGUGAACGAAGCCUCUGACAACGAUAGCGUCACAUGGCAGCCAGAUCUCCUUGCCAAAUCCCCAUCCAAGCCGCCCAGAGCUUCAAUGCGCACACCCGGAAAAGCCGAUGCCGCCAAUGCGAUCGAGAUCGACGACGACGACGACGACAGUGAGGGUGACGACGCAAGCGCAAGGGCAGACGCAGCAGCAGCUGAAGAUGAUGCGGACGAUGAGGACCGGCUCGAGCUAUCGCUAAAAGGUCCGAAAGGCGUAGAGAUGAAUGCGAAAGUCAAGCCGACGACUUUGCUGCUCAAAGUUCGCGACCAUUUCGUCAACACCAAGAAGAGUGAGAUUCCUGCUGACAAGCUCCAAGUCAUCAAGCUCCGCUUCGAUGGAGAGAAUCUGAACCUGAAUAAGUCUGUCGAAGAGGCCGAGAUUGAAGACGGGGACAUGAUCGAAGUAGCGUGGUGAUGCCCAAGGCAAGGACUUCCUACUUUAGGGACGCUUGACCGCAUAUACUUGAAUUAGCACAACGCAACUGCGCGCAUGGUUCCGCAUCAAUCAUCACCAUUUAUAUUGUACAUUACAUCCCCCCGACAGGU
Molecule: messenger RNA, 1724 nt
Organism: Tilletiaria anomala UBC 951
Lineage: Eukaryota; Fungi; Basidiomycota; Exobasidiomycetes; Georgefischeriales; Tilletiariaceae
Exons: 4
Coding region: 154-1593 (479 amino acids)
Molecular function (GO): protein binding
Source: RefSeq, a predicted model, not a curated record